Molecule: messenger RNA, 4802 nt
Organism: Dunckerocampus dactyliophorus (ringed pipefish)
Lineage: Eukaryota; Metazoa; Chordata; Actinopteri; Syngnathiformes; Syngnathidae
Gene: nccrp1
Product: P1, F-box associated domain containing
Exons: 6
Coding region: 3300-4001 (233 amino acids)
Biological process (GO): SCF-dependent proteasomal ubiquitin-dependent protein catabolic process; glycoprotein catabolic process
Cellular component (GO): SCF ubiquitin ligase complex; cytoplasm
Molecular function (GO): ubiquitin protein ligase activity
Source: RefSeq, a predicted model, not a curated record
CUCAUCCACACCUAAAGCCCGUUCUGGGCGUCCCCUGAAACGGCUUCCAGAGUGGGAAGAUCCGAAAAUGCCGGCUUGUCGCGAAAACGAGGCAGUCGCCAGCCCGUCACGUGACCAGAAGUGAGUGAGCUUUGACGACGAGCCAACAUAAUAUGUGCAUAUUAUGAUUACAUAUCCUGACAUGACUCACACUGAUCGCCAUUCUCCUGAUAUUUUGUUGUCUUAUUCUUAGGGCUGUCAAAGAUAACGCGUUUCAUUAAUUACGUAAAUUGUUUUAGUGUAAUUACGGCAUGCCCACCAACGCAAUUGUGAUGGAAAUUUCGGUUCAUUUUAUAGAGCCGUUUUUUAAUACACUCACCAAAAAGAGUCGGCUCUUUCGGCUCCUCGGGUUUUUUUUGUUGUUUUAAAUUCAUUUAUUACCAAAUGAUGUGUAUUGUGUCAAAUGAAUUACCAAUGUAAAAAAUACAUGAUAUCAAAUGUUUAUUAUUUAAAUUGGUUUAUUUAAACCUCAAUGAACAGCUACAAAAAUAUAAUCUAAAAACAAAGACCCACCUCAAUAGACAAAUUGAGUCAAAAUAGGUCAAAUCUCUUCAUGCAACCACAGCUUGAGUUCUUACCUACCCCCAUUUCAAAUUUGAAAAUGAUGCUAGAAAAAUUGUACAUGUUUUUCCCAAGUUAGGAUCAGGACGCUGGGUCACACAAACCAACCUGUGUAAAGUACUCCGUUUUGUAGCAUCAUUGCAUCACAGUGCUCUUGUCAUUUAUGCAGUGAGCUUUUAAUGAAGAUAAACCGCGCUUUCAACACAAGAAAUGCAAACGAUAUGUUAUUUUCGUACAUCCUAAUACAUCCACCCUGAGCCGUGUCGUGAAUCCCUGCAGCAACAUCAAUUUAAGCCACAUUUGAUUCCUGCUUUGAGACAAGGUAGCAGUGGGCUUGAAUGAUAAAAAUGCGUUGUCAAGGAAACAGGUUGUUCUGAAGACUGCAAAUAUGUCGCACUGGGAUGCUCCUAUAAAAUAUUUCAACCUGCAGCCUCUCUGGAGCUGAAAUAUCGAAGCUCCUCGUGUCGCUCCUUCCGAGUCAAGCAGGUAAUUGCAGAGGUAAUAUUUGCAUUCAUAAUUCAGGGACGUUCAAUGAGUAGUCUGUCAUCAUCAGAAUUAUUGAAAGCAUUCACUGCAAAUCUCAUUUGCAAAAGCAAAUCAUGGCUUUAGAAAAUCUUGAAGUGGCAGAGUGAUGUAUUGAAAUGAUGAACGGGGAGGGGGAAAAGGGGGGCUACUGCUUGAGAAUAGCGACCCACACUCACACACCCUUUAACAUGGCUCCUGAGGUAACCAUGGAUACCUCUAUUAAUGGAUGGAGUCAUUUUAGCUGGGGUGGGAUGUGAAUGGAGAGAUUUCACUCUCCGCACUGCACAUCAUGCAAUAUCGAGUCUUAAACCGCAACAUCGACGGCGGGCAUCGUGGUAUUCUGUAAGCAACGUUGCCGAGUAAACAGCAGUGCUUGUGGCUUUUGCAUGUCGCACACCAGAGAGCGUAAUCAGUCGGCCUGCAAGAAUUAAUUGAUCAAUCAUGAGCAUCACAGCUGGAACAAAGAAGCAGAAUGCAAGCUCGUUUUCUGUCAAAUUAGAGGUCAUUAUACAACAUUAACACAUAGCACAGUGGAAAGGGGGAUGAAAGAACGGCUGAGUUGACCAUGAAAGAAGUUCCUUUCCUGUUGCCACCACCCCUCUUCCUUUGUUUUUAUUGAUGCUGACAUAACCAGAGAACUGUUUUGGCAAAAACACGCUCGCAAUAAUGAUGAGGUUAACAAUACUACAACAUGAACGGAACCACUUUUCAUAGAAAUGACACGUUUGGGCCGACCAAAGCGGUAUGUUGGGUUGACGUUCAAGCAUGCGCUUUUUACUCAUGGGUGAGCCAACACGUGUGACUAGGACUUGAUGAGUUGGUCGACGCGUUGUCAGCAUAAACGGGGUCGAUUUAAACGGGCUCAGCUGUUGCAACUGCAGUGGCUCCUCGCACAUUUGCCAUUCCGCAUUCGCAGAGCCUGAAAUUCACUGAUUUCUGGUCCAAAAAAGUGAAAAUUAAAAAUGAUAUCUAUAGAGAGUAUUAGGGCCACAUUAAAAAAAAAAAUCUGACAUUUCGAGAAUAAAGUCGUAAAUUUACGAGAAUAAAUUUGUAAAUUGAUGAGGGAAUAAAAGUCUAAAAUUUACAAGAUAGAAAGUGAUAAAUGUACUACUUUAUUCUGGUAAAUUAUGAGAAUAAAGUCGUAAAUUUAGCAAAAGAAAGUUGUAAUAUUAUGAGAAUAAAGUCAUACAUUUAAGAGAAUAAAGUUGUAAAUUCAUGAGAAAAACAAGUCGUAAAUUUACGAGAAAAAAAGUAAUACAUUUACGACUUUAUUCUGUUAAAUAACAAGAAUAAAGUCGUAAAUUUACCAGAAUAAAGUUGUACAUUGAUGAGAAAAAAAAGUCGUAAAUUUACUUCUUUAUUCUGGUAAAUUAUGAAAAUAAAGUCGUAAAUUUACGGCAAAAAAACUGUAAUAUUACGAGAAUAACGCCGUAAUUUUGCUUGAAUAAAGUGGUACAUUUAUGAGAAAAAAGUUUGAAAUUUACAAGAACAAAAGUCAUAAAUUUACAACUUUAUUUUGGUAAAUUACAAGAAUAAAGUCGUUAAUUUACCAGAAUAAAGUUGUAACUUUGAGGAAAAAAAAUUGGAAAUUUACAAGAAUGAAAGUCACAAAUUUACUACUCUAUUCUGGUAAAUUACCAAAAAUAAAGUCGUAAAUGUACGCAAAAAAAAAAGCUGUAAUAGUACGAGAAUAAAGUCGUAAAUUUACGAGGAAAAAAAAUAAUACAUUUCCGACUUUAUUCUGGUAAAUUACGAGAAUAAAUUAGUAAAUAUUACGUCAUAAUAUUACAUGUCAUACGUGUCAGUGUCAGAGGGAAAAUAGAGCACAUCUUUUAUUUAUAACGUGGCAGCAAAACAGAGCAGUUGAGCACAAACAGAUUAUUAGCAUGUCUAGUCCACGUUAUAAAUGAACGCUUGCCUGAAGCUAAGUUGGUAACAAGUUAUAAACACAUGAUAAUACAGGUCAAAUGCACAGCACACAUGUACCACAGUUUUAAAAAAUGCCGAUACGACGAUGGUAUCGAUAAUGUCGAUAUUUGUAUCGACCCGCCCAUCCCUGGCAUACGACACAGCAAUUGCAACACAACUGGGUGUGUCGUACUAGACCUGCAGUCAUAAAUGUCUUGAACAACUUCCUGGCUGAAACAAACACCGCACACACUUUCAGCCGCACGAUGUCUGCCUCAGAGUGGAAGAAGAGGUGUGAAGAUGAGUGGGGUUUGGGUGGCACGGCGAUGCCUGACCGCCUGGAUUGGAAGUCUGCGUAUGAAGCUAAACCAUUCGGGAGAAAUCUGCUGAAGAAUCCUGCACCUCACGGCUUGAGUAAAGAUACCCCUCCACCCGAACCUGAGAUGCCUGAUUCUCCCAGCCAUGGUCCUCCACGUUUUCAACCGGAAGGUGACUUCAGUGGCUGGACCACAAACACAGAAGUUCUCCCCUAUGACACCAGUAGCAUCCCAGAAGGGGCUGUGAUCUGUGCCUUGCCUCAGUACAGCUGGUUUUCCCUGAAGCAGACUGUGGACCUGAAGGCAGAGGGGCUGUGGGAAGAGCUGCUGGAUGAUUUCCAACCAGAAAUAGUGAUCCAAGACUGGUAUGAGGAGAGUCAGCUGCAUCAGUCAAUCUUCCAACUGCAUGUGAAGUUAUUAGGUACAGAUAAAAGCAGUGUGAUCUCGGAGCACUCAGUCAACCCCACUGAGGACCUCAGCACCUAUUCGCACACAUGGAAGCAGGUGUCACAUGUGUUCUCUGGCUAUGGACCCGGAGUGAGGUACAUUCACUUCUUGCACAAACUGAAGAACCAAUUCAUGAUGUCCUUCUACCCCACAAUGUUCACUGGCAGUUCGGUUAUGGUCAGACCAAUCAAGACCAGCUCAUAAAUUGAAUGCCACUGCCACCUGUGGUGAAGAGUCUUAACACAAAUUGUCAUUAUAAGAUACAUUUUUCAUAAUGGAACUUUUUAAUGCCGAUGGAAUUGACGGGGGUGGGGGUGUAAUGUUAAUUUAGACAUUAAAGGGUGUUUGUUAACGUAUCUGUCUAUAUUUUUUAGGAAAUAUUGAUCCUAGCUCAGUCUUUUAGGCAGGUGUGUCCAAAAUCUGACCUGGAGACCAUUUGCAGCCUGCAGUUCUUUUUUUAAAAUUAUUUUUUAUUGCUUCACAUUUGAAACACACAAAAUUAAACAUGUCUUCAUAUCGACACCUAUAACGUAAAGCAUAUGUGUUUCCACACCCCUGCUGUAAAGGCUUGUAAUGGGGGCAGGUGAUAUUGCAAAUUCUGGGAGCCAUUUGAUACCAAGUAUUACUGAUAUCAAUAUUUCAAGCAAAGACCUUUGACUGAUGUUGAUGUUGAAGAUUUGUCUCAAAAUGAACAAUUGGUGUGAACAUGAGUGUGAAUGGUUAUUUGCGUUGUGCCCGGUCGAGGGUGCACACCGCCUAUCGCCCAAGGUCAACUGGGAUAGACUCCAGCUCACCUGUGACCCUGAACAGGAUUAGUUGUAGAAAAUGAAUGAAUGAAUGCCUCAACAAACAAACAAACCCUUAUGACUGAUCUACAAAUGCAGCCCUGUAAGUGGAAUUACAGUGGAUUGCCAGAUGCAUUAAAAAUAUGUUCAUGUUCAGGUUUAAAACUGUUUUAUACUGUCUGAAUAAAAAUGACUUUAAAUGUCAAGAUUGUCUUGAUAU